AUGACACAUUUUGUGUUGUUAAGACAUAUCAGAGACAUUAGUCAUAAUAACAUUAGCGAUGUCCAAGUUGACGCUUUUCAAGGCUUAGAGAUACUAGAAGAGCUAGAUAUAAGUUACAAUAGCCUGGAUAUUGCAGGCGACCUGCAAUCUAAUCAUAUAAGAUUACCACCUUUAUCCACGCUGAAAAAUCUUAAUCUUGCCGGCAAUCAAAUACUACUGUUAGAAGCGGAUGUUUUCUCAAAAGAGAUUAGCUUGGAAAGAUUAAAUUUAAGUCGAAAUAACCUGCUAUCGAGCAAUGUAAAAGAAUUUAUCCAGCCAUUGAAAGAAUUAAAGUCAUUCUAUUUGGAUCACAACAAGAUCACUGCAAUUAACAAAGACACAAGAAGUGGAUAUGCCAAAGCUAGAAUACUAUAUAUGGGAAAUAACUUCAUGAGUGAUGUCUGUGGUAAAACAUUUACGGGAUUUUUUUACCUCGAAACUUUAUACUUAUCAGAUAAUAAUAUUCGAAAGCUGGACGCAAACUGCUUUUCAAUUCUGAGUAACCUGAAGGAACUGCAUUUAGAGAGAAAUUUACUAGUGGAAUUUAAUCAAGAUAUUUUUAAUGGAUUAACUAGCCUAUAUACUUUGCACUCAACGCGUGAAUUUUUAUGCUGUGUAGCUCCAACUACAGUCCUAGACUGCUCCCCCAUUAAUAAUCAAGAGCAAUUAUCAACCUGUAAUGAUGUCCUAGCCCAUGUUUCUUUACGCAUUUUUGUGUGGUGUACAUCAUGUAUGAUCAUUAUUGGCAACAUCUUGACACUUUAUGUGAACAAAACCUUAGAGCAGUGCCGUAAUCCUGUACCCAAGCUCUUAGUAAAUAACUUAGCAUCUGCUGAUCUCCUCAUGGGUAUUUACUUGCUCAUUAUUGGUUUUGCAGAUGGCAUACUACACAAUCGCUAUGCCAGUAAUUUAGAAUACUGGCUGCAAAGUCCAAUGUGUGCUUUAGCUUGUUUCUUAACUGCAAUUUCUAGUGUCAUGUCAGUAGUCAUAAUGUUAAUCAUUACAGUGGAUCGUUUUAUCAAUAUCGUUUUUGUUAUGCCAAAGUUUAAAAUUACCAAGAAAUGUGCUACUAUAACUAUGAUUACAUCCUGGAGCUUGUGUAUUGUAUGUGUUGGAAUACCAGCCAUAGCAAGUAUUAACCAACAAUCUGACAAUCGAUUUUAUGAAUACAGUAGUGUAUGUAUGCCUAGUAAUAUCAAUAACCCAUACUUUGCAAAUUGGAUAUUUGUAGUUUUAGGAAUGUCAUUUCUGAUUUGGAUAGCUAUUCUAAUUAUGUACGGUCUAACUUUAGCAUCGCUACGAAAAGCAAGAUUGAAAGUGAAAAAGAAAUCAGACUUUAAUUAUGAAAAGCGUGUUGCUAUCCGAAUGCUAGUUAUUUUAACAACUGAUUUAGCCACUUGGAUGCCAUUUUAUGUCCUAUUAAUAAGUGGCGUUUUCGGAAAUGAGAUUGAUAUCCAUGCACUUCCUUUUAUUGCUAUUCUGGUUAUGCCGAUGAACUCUUGCAUUAACCCAUUUCUUUACACAUUAUCAACCAAGAAAGUUCUGCAACACUUUCGCUUUAAAUUUAGUACAAAAACUGAUACAAAUGAAUACUCACAAUCAAAUAGAUAUCGAUCAUCCAAACCGCUUCCUGAAUUUCAAGUUGAUCGAGAACUGGAUACUGCGGGUGCAAAAGUGCAGCCCGAGCAUUCUCAACGCGUAGACGUAGCUGUCACUUUUUCCAGAACUUCUAUCGCGCCGCCAUUGGGACCAAGUGACAGUGAAAUAUUAACAGGCAACAAUAGCGUAAGUAACCGACUUAAUAAAGUCGGCAUUAAGAAGUCGGGAAGCGAUAAAAAGAAAAAGUCAACGCAACUUUCUCCAUCAUCAAAUAUACUGUUCAGCUUAAGUUAG
Messenger RNA from Trichoplax adhaerens, 1932 nucleotides. RefSeq lists its product as uncharacterized. The coding region runs from base 1 to 1932 and encodes 643 amino acids. Gene Ontology annotation, cellular component: membrane. Gene Ontology annotation, molecular function: protein binding; G protein-coupled receptor activity. Gene Ontology annotation, biological process: G protein-coupled receptor signaling pathway. The transcript has 10 exons. Lineage: Eukaryota; Metazoa; Placozoa; Uniplacotomia; Trichoplacea; Trichoplacidae. The record is from RefSeq and is a predicted model, not a curated record.